AUGCUCAACGCAGCGCUUCUUGUCACCACCCUGCUUGCCUUCAUCAUGAAAGCACAAGCUGCUACUCUCCCAAUCCGAAUCUUAACCCACAACAUCCGUUAUGCCGCCGAUCCACCCGCCACAGGCGAGAAGCCCUGGUCAACACGGAAACAACUGAUCCUCAACGAGCUGCACUACAACACUCUCCACAACCCCGAAGCCUUCAUCUGUCUACAAGAAGUGCUCAACGAGCAAAUCGUCGACAUAAUGGCCGGUCUCGGCAACGAAUGGGCCUACAUCGGCGUCGGUCGCGACGACGGCAAAACCGAAGGCGAAUACAGCCCCGUCAUCUACCGCCCAGCCGUCUGGGAACUUGUGACCUGGAAGACCGUCUGGCUAAACGAAGACGGCGCCGUUGGAAAGAAAGGCUGGGACGCAGGCUCGGUUCGCAUCGUGACCAUCGGCACGUUCAAGCACAUGACAAGCAAGAAGGAAAUAGUAGCCAUGUCAACGCAUUUCGACAACUCGGGCGCCAUCUCGCGCCGCGAAUCUGCGAAGAUUAUCGAAGGAAUUGCUGCGGAUAUCGCUUUCCCGGCGUCAAACUACUCGUCUACUGGUCUACCUUUCUUCCUGGCUGGCGACCUCAACUCUGAGAUUACGGAUGAUGCGUACAUGAUGCUGAAUAAUGCGUCGUCUCUCCUGCAAGAUACGAAGGAGCAGGCUAAGUGGCUGUAUGGUGAUGAGAAUACGUAUACGGCUUUCGAUGAUGUGGACAAGGCGCUGAUUGACUUUGUGUUUGUGGGACCGAGGGGAGAGGGAGAUUGGGGUGUUGAGGGGUAUAACUACACUCUGGCGAACCCAGAUACUAUCACCAAGUACAAGGUCGCCGCCGACAUCUCCCAGAAAGUCCUCAAGGAGGUCUCCGGAUGGAUCGCCGCUGAUACCAGCAUUGUCGAGCUCUGUGAGCGCGGCGACAAGCUCCUAGACGAGGAGGUCGCCAAGGUCUACAAGGGCAAGAAGGUCCUCAAGGGCAUUGGACACUGCACCACCAUCUCGCCGAGCGCCUACAUCACCCCGUACACACCACUCAAGACCGAUGCCGAGGAAGCCGCCGUGACACUGAAGGAGGGAGAGGUUGUCAAGAUCCAGCUAGGUGCCCAGAUCGAUGGCUUCUGCGCGAUCGUUUGCGACAAUGUCAUUGUCGGAGCUGCCGACGAGGUCACCGGACGGGAGGCAGAUCUCAUUCUGGCUACACACUACGCGAACGAGCUUCUGCUGAGGUUGAUGGUACCCCCAGGCUUGGUUCCCCACGGCGACGAGGAGGAGCAAAAGAAGGCUGCGUCAAAGAAGGCCUACACCCAGAGCCAAAUGACCAACAUGCUUGAGAAGGUUGUCAAGGCGUAUGGCUGCAACCUCGUCGAGAGCACCACCAUCUGGCAAUUCGACCACAACGAGAUCGAGUCCAAGAAGAAGAUCAUUCUUGCGCCCGGCGAGGGUGUCAGAGGAGAGGGUCUCCCUGAGGUCGGCGAAGUGUGGGGUGUUGAGAUGGGUGUCAGUCUCGGAAGCGGCAAGGUCAAGAGCAACAGCAACAGGACCACUCUGCACCGACGUACAGCCACCACCUACCAGCUCAAGCGCCCUACCUCGCGAAGCCUGUUGUCUGAAGUUGUCAAGAAGUUCGGCACCUUCCCCUUCAGUCUGCGCCAGCUUGAGGACGAGAAGGCUGCCAAGGUUGGUGUCGUCGAAUGUGUCCGCACAGGUGUGCUCCGCCAGUACGAAGUUGUCGUUGACAAAGACAACCAGCCCGUAGCUAGGUUGUUCAGCACUGUUGCGAUCACCAAGAACGGCAUGCAGCGUCUGGCUCAACCCACUGCCAUCGACACCUCCAAGUACAAGUCUGACAAGAAGAUUGAGGACGAGGAGAUCCUCAAGAUUCUCGAACAGCCCAUUGGAAAGACUUCGACAAAGAAGAACAAGAAGAAGAAGAAGAAGCCCGCCAAGAAGGCCGCUGACGGCGGUGCUGCUCCUGCCGAAGAGGAGGAGAGUGACGACGAGGAGUAG
Messenger RNA from Alternaria triticimaculans, 2040 nucleotides. RefSeq lists its product as uncharacterized. The record is from RefSeq and is a predicted model, not a curated record. The transcript is spliced from 4 exons. The coding region runs from base 1 to 2040 and encodes 679 amino acids. Gene Ontology annotation, molecular function: catalytic activity. Lineage: Eukaryota; Fungi; Ascomycota; Dothideomycetes; Pleosporales; Pleosporaceae.